UAGAGUCAGCGUUACAGGCUUGAGCCCUUCAUCAGGAAUGUGUAUAAAGGGGCCUCAGCGUCCUUCCACACUAGUCAAUGCCAGUUGUCAGACAGGUGCAGCAAGCAAUGAGCAAGUCAAGUGGUAUAUUAGCAAGAGGAAUUGAGUUCAGAAGUGGGGAGUCUUCCUGCAGUUAUGGGAUCAUUGAAUAUAUUCAAGGCUGAGUUCAUCUGAUUUUGGAACAACAAAGAAGUGGAUAUUUAUGGGGGAAGACUAUCUGAAGACAAAAGUUUCAAAGUCAACAGAUAAAGGGCUUAUGCCCAAAAUGUUGAUUCUUCUGCUUCUCUGAUGCUGCUUGCCUUACUGCGCUUUUCCAGCGACGCAUUUUUUGAUUCUGACUCUCCAGCGUCUCCAGUCCUCACUUUCACAUCAAUGUCUGACAGUCACUCAGUCCAUCAGGACCGCAACAAUUUUCAACUGAUUCUGUGAGAAGGAGCAACGCGUUCUCUUUGGUUCCUGUUUGAGUACGGGGGGACUGGUUGAAAGACUCUACUGUUGCAGCGCAGUGUGUGUGGAGCCUGAAACAACUCUACUGCGUGGAAAGAGGAAUUCACUGCGGGGUUGUACACGUGUGUGUGUGUGUGUGUGUGCAGCUGAAGCUUCAGCCAUGGAGAAACCUGAGGAAACACGCCCCGUUGAGAAACCAUGGAAGUGUGGUGACUGUGGGAAGGGCUUCUGUGUCCCACCUGUCCUAGCGGCUCAUCAGUGCAAUCACACUGGGGAGAGGCCGUUCUCCUGCCCCGAGCAGGCGAAGGGCUUUACUUGCUCCUGUGUCCUGCUGGCCUACCAGCAAAUACAGACUGGUGAGAGGACGUUUUACUGCUCCAUGUGCGGGAAAGGGUUCACUUGGGUGGACAACUUCCAGACCCACCAGCGAUUCCACGCAGGGGAGAGGCUCUUCAGUUGCCAUGAGUGUGGGAAAGCCUUCAGCAAUUCCUCCGACCUGCUGAAGCACCGGCGAGUCCACACGGGGGAGAAGCCAUUCAGCUGCCCCGAAUGCGGGAAGGCCUUCAGCGACUCCUCCAACCUGCUGAGGCACCGGCGGGUCCACACGGGGGAGAGGCCCUUCAGCUGCCCAGAGUGUGGGAAGGCCUUCAGCAAUUCCUCCAACCUGCUGGCCCAUCAGCAGGUCCACACAGGGGAGAGGCCCUUCAGCUGCCCAGAAUGCGGAAAGGCCUUCAGUAAAUCCUCCAACCUGCUGGCCCAUCAGCGGGUUCACACGGGUGAGAGGCCCUUCAGCUGCUCAGAGUGCGGGAAGGCCUUCAGCAAUUCCUCCGACCUGCUGAGACAUCGGCGAAUCCACACGGGGGAGAGGCCUUUCGCCUGCCCAGAGUGUGGUAAGGCCUUCAGCAAUUCCUCUGACCUGUUAUCCCACCGGCGGGUCCAUACCAGGGAAAGGCCAUUCAGCUGCCCCGAGUGCGGGAAGGGGUUCACCCGCUCCUCCAAACUGCUGGCCCACCAAUGGGUCCACACCGGGGAGAGGCCGUUUGCCUGCCCCGACUGCGGGCGGAGGUUCACAUUGUCCUGCAACUUGCGGAGGCACCAGCAGGGGCACAAGUGCAUCCAACAAUCAGAUUCCACCAGUGAUGCUGCAGUGGGUCACCCCCAAAGCUGAACCUCCUGCCUAUUCUGACAGUGGGUGCAGUGGGCUUUUGUUGUUUUGUGCUGGACUCACCCUCUUCCCCCCCCCCCCCCAACACCACCUCCCAAGCCCACCUAUGUGGCUCAGGGGUGGCAUGGUGACUCAGUGGUUAGUACCACUACCUCAUGAUGUUGACCUGGGUUCAAUUGCAUCCUCAGGGUGACAGUCUGUGUGUAGCUUUCACAAUGCCCCCCACAUCUGUAGGGGUUACCUCUGAGUGCUCUGGUUUCCUUCCCCUGGUCUAAAGGUGUGCAGGUUAGGAUGGAUUGGCCCAUCUAAAUUGUCCCAUAGUGUUCAGGGAUGUGCAGGUGUGGUGCAUUAGUUGGGGUAAAUGUAGAGGAAUAGGGAUAGGGGAAUGGGUCUGGCUGGGUUACUCUGCAGAGGGCCAGUGUGGACUUGUUGGGCCAAAGGACCUGUUUCCAUAAUGUAGGGAAUCUAAUCUUCAAAAAAAUUCCUCCAAGCGAUACUGAUAAAAUAUGCCGAGUUGGACAAAGUAUCCCAUCAAGUUUGAGACAAACCCAGAGUUGAAGAAGUCGGAAGUCACACAACACCAUGUUACAGUGCGAAAGGUUUAUUUGAAAUCACAAGCUUUAGGAGCAUUGCUCUUUCAUGAGUGCUGCUCCUUCAUCAGGUGCCGUGUGACUUCUGACCUUGUCCACCCCAAUUCAACACCAGCACCUCUGCAUCACAGUUGACAAAUGAGAUUGGAUUUUAUUCGGCCUGAUUUAGUGAAAUGUUCAUUUGGAAACUCAAAACUGUCGGACCUACAAAGAGACGCGAAUCAUAGAGUCCUACAGCAGGAGACAGGCCCUUCUGCCCAACAUGGUCCAUGCUGACCAAACUGUCCAUCAACACUCAGCCCAUUUCCCUGCACUUGGCCCAUUUCCUUUCAUACCUUUCCAAUCCACGUAUUUGUCCAAAUGCCUUUUAAAUGUUGUUAAUGUACCCACCUCAACCACUUCCGCUGGCAUCUCAUUCCAUAUGUGUACCACCGUCUGUGUAAAAACAAAAGUUGCCCCUCACAUUCCCUGUUAUUCUUUUUCCUCUAACCUUAAACUGAUGCCCGCUAGCCCUCACUUCCCCAACCCGGGGUAAAAGUGAGUGCAUUCACCCCCUCCAUGCGUCUCACGAUCUCUUCACUUCUCUAAGGGCCUCUCUCAGUCUCUAAUGCUCUAAAUAAAAAUAUCUUAGCUUGUCUAACCUCUCCCUUUUACACAGACCCUUGAGUCCUGGCAACAUCCUUGUAUAUGUCUUCAGCACUCUUCCAAGUUUAAUAACAUAUUUGUUAUAGACACUGCCCUGUCUACCUAUUUUGUUGGAAAUAUAGGACCUAAUCCAAACAGGAUAAUCUGGCUGAUGGGACAGGAAACCACUUCCUUUCUUGAGAGACAGUCUCCUGGAGAGAACUGGCUGGCUGACUGAGUCCACACAUUUGCCUAAGGUGGUGCUCGAAACCUUUAUCAUCUUUGGGAUGGAUCCCCGUUCAUUCAGUGCUUUGGAGUCAUGCAUCCUGGAACAGACCCUUCAAACCAGCCAGUCCAUGAUCCCCAACUAAACCCGUGCCACCCAUCUGCUCCUGGCCUGUUAACAGUUUGUUAAUAGUUUUGUUCAUUUGUUCACCGUGAGAGUUGGAUAAAUAAAUUGCUGAUUGUUGAUUUUAAAGUGUUGGGGAUUUACUCUUAUCACUAGAACAAGUUACACCACUUUUCAUGCUAAUUUUACAGAUUAUUGGGUGACACGCUCCUCUGGGUGUUUCUGUUUGAGAAAGGUGGUGCUGUCAGCCUUCGCUUUAUAAGGGUAUUGACGUGAUGUACUGCUGAAUGCAAUGGAGUCAACAUGAAUCCCAGCCUCUCACUGUGGUUGUGGGUGAAUCGCCUUAAUUUGGCUCUUAACUCAGAAACUGCACACAAUAAACUGCUGAAACAAUCAUUUACACUUUAUUGUAUGUAGCAACCAAAAAUAAAACUCCUCAAGUAACCAAGUUCAACCUCACUCACAACUUGGCUAUCACCCAAUUGAUGGCAGAAUUUAACUGAGUUUCCACCGACAGUAUCUGUCUCUGGAAGUGUCCAGGGAUUCACUGCAGUGUUGUUCUUCCAAGUA
This is a messenger RNA of Hemiscyllium ocellatum (epaulette shark), 3784 nucleotides long. RefSeq names its product zinc finger protein 239-like. Gene Ontology annotation, molecular function: RNA polymerase II transcription regulatory region sequence-specific DNA binding; DNA-binding transcription factor activity, RNA polymerase II-specific. Gene Ontology annotation, cellular component: nucleus. Gene Ontology annotation, biological process: regulation of transcription by RNA polymerase II. The coding region runs from base 647 to 1654 and encodes 335 amino acids. The record is from RefSeq and is a predicted model, not a curated record. Lineage: Eukaryota; Metazoa; Chordata; Chondrichthyes; Orectolobiformes; Hemiscylliidae. The transcript has 2 exons.